Drosophila navojoa is the source of this 444-nucleotide messenger RNA. RefSeq names its product protein PET100 homolog, mitochondrial. Gene Ontology annotation, cellular component: mitochondrion; mitochondrial inner membrane. The record is from RefSeq and is a predicted model, not a curated record. Gene Ontology annotation, biological process: mitochondrial respiratory chain complex IV assembly. NCBI's taxonomy places the organism in Eukaryota, Metazoa, Arthropoda, Insecta, Diptera, Drosophilidae.
CAUUCUUAGAAGACAAAACAAACAGUAUUUUAGGAAAUUUGUUCAGAAAAAUAAUUAGACUGCAACAUGGGCACCUGGAUACUUGAGGUGGCUAAAAUGGGCAUGUACCUGACAUUUCCCGUUGCCUUGUUUCACAUCUUCAACCAGCCGGAGUACUUCGAAGAAUGGGUGACCAAAAAGAAGCGCGAGCUCUACCCACCGGAAGGCAAGAAUCAUCACGAGGAACUGCAGCGUGCCAUACGUGAGCACCACCAGAAGCACGAUGAAGCUAUGAUGCGUGCAAUGGAGGAGGCGGAGCGCAGGAAGUAAAGUGCUGCGUUUUUGUGUGCGAAGAAUGUUUUUGUAUUUAUCAAGUGUGUUGUUAUAUAAGACAAGUGGCAUACUGGGCGAGAGGUGUGGAAAUGCCUUGCAGCCGAGUCAAUAUUGAACUUGUUUUGCGACAUA